UUCAUAUGAAAUUCAACGUUAUGGGAGCUAAAAUCAUAGCUUAUGGAUUACUCUUGGGACUCUUUUCUGCAUACCUCUCCGUUUAUGAAACUGCUCAGUUAAAGAUGACAAACGUAAUCUGUAAGAGUGAAAAUCAAUCAUUGAUAUAUGUCAAUGAAUGUCGACUAAGAGCUAUUAAUCGAAAUAUUACAAUUUUAAAUCUGAAUAUAUCAAUGCUCUUUUCAUCCAGUGAUAUUUUACUGGAUAUGCAAAUACUUAAGAAAGCCAAUGGCUAUAAGCCGUGGAUAGUCAAAACCGUCGUAGAUAUUUGCAAGUUUGUCAAAAAAUUCAAUAAUCCAAUUUUGAAAGUUGUUCAUACUAUCUCGAAAGAGUAUUCGAACCUUAACCAUUCCUGUCCUUAUAUGGGAUACCAACUAAUUAAAGGAUUUCAUGUGUAUCCUAAACAACUACAUCUACCUUUCCCGACUGGUGAUUAUCUAUUGACUUUGAAGUGGAUUUAUGAUAAGAGGUUUCUGCUGACGACAGAUGUAUAUUUUUCAUUCACUGAAAAUAUCAUUGAUAUGUAGAAAGAAUAAAUUUUCCAAUAUACACAUU
This is a messenger RNA of Drosophila nasuta, 594 nucleotides long. RefSeq lists its product as uncharacterized. The transcript is spliced from 3 exons. Bases 6 to 566 code for a protein of 186 amino acids. NCBI's taxonomy places the organism in Eukaryota, Metazoa, Arthropoda, Insecta, Diptera, Drosophilidae. The record is from RefSeq and is a predicted model, not a curated record.